This is a messenger RNA of Lolium rigidum, 1470 nucleotides long. RefSeq lists its product as uncharacterized. NCBI's taxonomy places the organism in Eukaryota, Viridiplantae, Streptophyta, Magnoliopsida, Poales, Poaceae. The record is from RefSeq and is a predicted model, not a curated record. The transcript has 5 exons. The coding region runs from base 1 to 1470 and encodes 489 amino acids.
AUGCCUUCCUCCUCCGUCGAGCCGGAGAACGGUGUCGCCACCGCAGCCUUCGUGGCGUCGAGUCCCGCGGUCGACGAGCGCCUGGUCUCCUCCCUGCGCACGCAGGCCGAGGUCGAUCUCCUCUGCAAGAACCACGGCGUUCCGAGCGUGUACACCGGGCGCCCCGCCGGCGACGACCGUCGCGCCUGCACGCCGCCGCCGGGGUCCCUCUGCGUGUAUGCACACGCGCUGGAGGCCGGUAUGCGCGUCCCGCUGCACGGCUUCUUCUGCGAGGUGCUCGGCCACUUCGGCAUCACGCCGGGCCAGCUCGUGCCCAACGGGUGGCGCGUCAUGACGGGCUUCCUCGUGCUCUGUCGCUCCGUCGGCAUGCCGCCGUCGCUCGCUGUGUUCCGGUGCUUCUUCCUGCUGUCCGCGGUCAGCCACAAGCUCAAGGGCUGGUACUGUUUCCGCGCCAGGGACAGCUCCAGGUUGCGAUUCACGGGGAUGCCGAAUACCCCAAUGGACUGGAAAAAGUUGUUUUUCUUCCUCUCGUCGCCGGAGCCGUGGCCUUGCCCCGUGGAGUGGGGCGAGCCGUCGAUGAGCUCCUUCGUAAAUCCGGUGCUAACAAUAGAGGAGGAGAGAUCCGCGAAGAAGCUAUUGGAUGCUUAUGGUGGCGGCGGCGGCGCCGUUGAUAUCAAGACAUGCCUGUGCGACGGCAACCUUGCCGACGCCAACGCCAUGGUAACUGCCGCAUCUCCACCGCCGCCGGUUUCUGCUUCUACAUUUAUCACUUCCAGAAUGGAUUCCUCCGUCUACAGCAUGAUGAAAACUAUGCUUGCGGAGAGGGCGGCCGCGCAAGCGUCGGCGUCGACGAAGAAGAGGAGUCUGGAGCAAGCGAACGGGGAGGAAGGUGCGCCUCUUUCUGUGCUGACGAACACGCCGCCACCCGGCCAGUGUCCGCUGUCGCCGCCGGGCUUCUCUAAGAAGCCACGGCACUCACCCAGCAGGCACGGCGGAGACAACACGAAGUGGGAAGCUGCACGGGAUCUGCUGCAGGGCGCCGUGGCGCCGCCGCAGGAGCGCGUGUUCGCGGCGAACGAGCCUUCCGAGGUCUUCAGGUCGAGCUACGGUGCGAUUCUGGAGGCCGUGAACUACGCGUCGUUCUCCCUGAGCUACGCGCUGCAGCUGGAGGAGAAGCUGGUGGCACGGGACGCGGAGGUGGCCGCGCUGCGGGCGCAGCUGGACGAGGCGAAGGCGAAGCUCGCCGCGGUGAAGCGGCCGGCCGGAGAGGCGGAGCGGGAGAGCGCCGGGACGGCGGCAAUGCUGCAUCCCCUGGGAUCCGAGGAGCACGUCUGGCGGCGCGCGGAGCACGCCAUGGAGGGGUGCGAGCGCUGGCGAGUAGAUGACUGGACAAUGAUGGAGCAGAAUGGCCGGCACAAGAGACGGACCGAACCAUCCACCAAGUACGAUCCCAAGCAAUGGGUUCUGUAG